AUGUCUGGUCUCAUACUUGCUAAAAACAUUGAGGAAUUAGCUGACAAUUUUAGUCUUGGUCCCGGUCCCGCUGAUUCUAUCGUAAUCGAAGCUUCGAGAUCGAUGCUUGUUAAAUCAUUUAAUGAAAUUUUUUCAAAACAAUACUCUCUGGAUAUAAUCCGACAGUCGGUGGAUGAAAGUGAUGUACAUAUUAAAGAAUUGAAUGAACUCAUUAAUCAAGAAAUAAAUUUAUUACCGGGAACGAUUGAUCUAUUUGCAGAAAUACAAAAUCAACAUCGAGAAAUGAUUGAAUAUUUAGAAAUACCAUUACAAGAAUUAUGUGAUUAUGCUGAUGGUAGUGAAAUAGAAAUUGAUAAGACAAUUUUACAUGCAUUACAUCUUAUUCAUGAACAAUUAGAAAAAAUAAUCGAAAAAAUCGAAAAUGAUUUUCUUACUUAUUUGAAUCCAUGGCAAAAUGCAAUGUUAAUGAGUAAGAGUCUAGAAGAACAAAUUCGAUGGUAUGUUCGUCUGGUGAGAACAAUUACCAUCGUUUUGGUUCUUACUUUUGGUCUUAGUCCAAUCAUUUUUUUUGUUAUCGUCAUCGUAUGUUGUCGAAAUCGUUGUCAUCGAAAACAUCCAUUACCAAAGCAUCGCGCUUGUCGAACAGUUCACGAUGAUCAAUCAUUUCUGAUUUCAUUUCUCAUUGAUGAAUUACUUGGACCAAAUAAAAAUGAAUUAAUUGUUGGUGGAUUUGAUGUAGAAGCAAUAUUCACAACGAUUAUAAAUGAUUGUGGAAAUCAAAUACAUUUUAGUGAACAUUUUUUUAGUAAUCAGCUAAAUCCUUUACAAACUGAUGUUAAUCAAGCAAUGAAUGAGUUAAAUAAGAAAAUCGAUGAUAAAUUCAAUGCUUCGAUUACCGCUAUUAAUAUUACAUCAGAUCUUGAACGUCUCGACCAGUUCUCUAUGAUAAUUAACUCAACCAAAAUUCAAAAUAAAAUACAAGAAAUACGCAAUGAUUGGCAAGCAAUAGAAAUAGAAUUCAAAAAGAUCUCAAGUUCUAUUCCAAUAGUACCAGAAAGUAUUAUUAAUCAAACGAUCAAUGACGUUAGUAUUGAAAAAAAAGAUUGA
This is a messenger RNA of Adineta steineri, 1107 nucleotides long. The record is from the annotation of a GenBank genome assembly. NCBI's taxonomy places the organism in Eukaryota, Metazoa, Rotifera, Eurotatoria, Adinetida, Adinetidae.